GGGUCCACUGCGCAUGUGCGAAGUGAACCGGCGAGAAGGUCAAGAUGGCGGCGGCCAUGGCCGGGGCCCUGGGAGUCCGAUGGCUGCAGAGGGCAGUCCGGAGCGCGGUGCCAUUGGGUUCACGGACAGCCUUCCAUAUGACUAAGGACAUGCUCCCCGGGCCCUACCCCAAGACCCCCGAAGAACGGGCCGCCGCUGCCAAGAAGUAUAAUAUGCGGGUGGAAGACUACGAGCCCUACCCGGAUGAUGGCAUGGGGUAUGGCGACUACCCGAAGCUUCCUGACCGCUCUCAGCAAGAGAGAGAUCCGUGGUAUGAAUGGGACCACACAGACCUGAGGCUGAACUGGGGUGAACCGAUGCACUGGGACCUAGACAUGUAUAUCAGGAACCGUGUGGACACCACCCCCACGAAAGUUUCUUUUGAUGUCAUGUGUAAGCAUCUGUUCGGCUUUGUGGCCUUCAUGGUGUUCAUGUUCUGGUUGGGUGAGAUCUAUCCCACCUACCAACCAGUGGGUCCAAAGCAGUAUCCUUAUAAUAACUUGUACCUGGAACGAGGCGGUGAUCCUACCAAAACGCCAGAGCCGGUGGUUCACUAUGAGAUCUGAGGAGGCUUCCUGGGCUCUCUGCCUCCUCCUUUCCUUCUCACUCUUCGAGGUUCCAUCUCAGUGGAAUCCCUAAUAAAACCUAGUGCUACGGUC
Suncus etruscus (white-toothed pygmy shrew) is the source of this 698-nucleotide messenger RNA. It is a transcript of the gene NDUFB8, whose product is annotated as NADH:ubiquinone oxidoreductase subunit B8. Bases 45 to 605 code for a protein of 186 amino acids. Gene Ontology annotation, biological process: mitochondrial electron transport, NADH to ubiquinone. The record is from RefSeq and is a predicted model, not a curated record. The transcript has 5 exons. Lineage: Eukaryota; Metazoa; Chordata; Mammalia; Eulipotyphla; Soricidae. Gene Ontology annotation, cellular component: mitochondrion.